CAAGCUGGUCAUUUGAUCCUUUUGAGUCUGCUCCAUCUUUCUAUAUGCUCAUGGUUCACCUUCCAUCUCAAUGCUAUUUUUCCUGCUUUCUCUCCAUUCCCCCCCGCCCAUGAAAGCUGAAACAUAAUCUAUUUUCGCUUUCCCAGCCUUCCUGCCGGAGAGAAUUCCAUAGCUCCGCUACGUUCUGAGUGAAGAAAUUGUUCUGGGUGUCAGACCUAGACCCUGAGGGAUAGGGGAGGCUCAGGCUCUGGAGUAGAUUGAGUGAAGUUGCUGUUAACAAGUGUCAUGACUGACAAUGUUGCCGAAUAAAGCCUUGAAGUUCCUCCAGACUGCGAUCGAAUUCCCUGGGAAGAUCAUAUGAAGCAGCAAUAAACUGGCGGCUUCUCCUGGGAUCGAACAACCAUUGAAUAAUUCAAUCAGCUGAUAACAGCACGUAUUGUAAUACCUGUUUGGCAAACAAGGCAAAACAAAAACGCUCUCCAAGUCUGUCACGUCCUUGCGGCAGCUCGAUUGAAGUCCCGCUCGGAGUCUGAGCAUUGAUUUCAUGUUUUCUAAAUUCUGAUUCAGAGACAUUGCACGGAGGCUACAGCCGGCGCUGGACAUGGGAAACAAGCUGGUCGUGUUUGCAUUGGUCAAUGCGCUGCUCGCCUAUUACAUUUAUAUCCCACUCCCGGAGGCACUGGGCGAGAGGUGGAAGUUGAUGCUAGUGGAUGCCUGCUUUCGAAGUUUGGAACACCUGGCCGAGUUGAGUGAACUUGUUGGGUUCAAGCAUUACAUGGAGAUGAUGAUGGUCCUCACCACAGCAGAGUCAGUGGGUCCUUCAUCUGAUGAAAAUGUCAAUGUGAUGGACACCACCUUCAACCAGGUCCCAGUUCGUGUCUAUGAGCCAAAAAUCCUUCUCCCAGGACUCAGGCGAGCGGUCAUUUACAUUCACGGGGGCGGAUGGUGCUUAGGAAGUGCAAAAAUGAAACCAUAUGACCUCCUGUCAAGAAAAAGCGCUACUGAAUUGAAUGCAGUCAUCAUUUCCGUUGAAUACCGUUUAGCACCGGAGCAUCGUUUCCCUGAUCAGUUCAAUGAUGUUUACACUGUGGUGAAGUACUUCCUACAGCAAGAUGUCUUGGUACAGUACUCUGUGGAUCCAGCAAGAGUAGCAGUGUCAGGAGACAGUGCUGGUGGGAACUUGGCUGCUGCAGUAGCCCAGCAGAUCCGAGAGGACCGAGACGUUCAAGGUGAGAUCAAAGUUCAGGCAUUAAUCUACCCUGCGCUUCAGACCAUUGACUUUAACACCCCUUCCUACCAGCAAAAUGAGAACAUGCCAAUUCUGCCCAAGACGUUAAUGGUCAGGUUUUGGAGUGAAUAUUUUGGUUGUGAUAAGUCGCUGCUGAAGAUGAUGAUGGCCAACAGCCACAGCACUCGCGAAUCAAAGGGCCUGAGCAACUUUGCAAACUGGAGCGCCCACUUGCCGGAAGAGUUCAGAAAGGACUACAAAUACGUCCCGCCGGGCAUAGAGAGUCCAGAGCCAUCCGGGAACGUGCCUGCCGUCUUCGACCCAAGGGCUGCUCCUUUGCUGGUGGGGGAUGAGAAACUCCAGGCUCUGCCGCACACCUACAUUGUAACGUGUGAGUAUGACGUGCUGAGGGAUGAUGGUGCCAUGUAUGCCAGGAGAUUGCAAGCAGCAGGAGUCCAGGUCACACACGAGCAUUAUGAGGACUCCUUUCAUGGUGCCAUUAUGUUCAUCACGUGGCCAACCGAUUUUGCAAUUGGUCAGAAAAUGAUAAGCCAUUACAUUGAGUGGCUGCAAAAGAAUUUGUAAAUAAACUUGCCCAUCUCCAAUUUGGCUCACCCCUGGUGCCCUGUAGCAGCAUCACCAUCAAUACCAACUGCCCCCCUCCCACCCCCGGCAGGUGUACUUCUGUACCUGACAAUCCUUGGCAAAUAUUUGUCUCUAUGAUUCGGCUCCCCACACUCUCAUCUGUAUUUAGUGUUUGACACGAUUGACGUGCACUUGAUCAGGACUCAUUACGACUUUGAAAGGCAGACUUAAAGGAGUGUAGAUGGUUGUCAUAACUUGUAUCUGGGCAUGGAGACCUCACCCAUGGAUGUGCCCAAUUGGCCCAUCCAACACCAUGACAAAAAUAAAAGAUGGGGCCCUUCAGCCUGCUCUGCCACUCGAUUGUACCUUGCUGAUCUGCAUGUUUACUGCAUCUACCUCCUGCCUAAUGUGGUUCAUCCUUUUAAGGUGAAGGUUUCCUUGCCCAUCAUCUGGGCCGUCUAGCUGAGAUUCAGCAGGUACUGAGAUUAUGUCUGAGACUGUUAUGCACUCAAAAGGUACUUCUGCAAACAGGACAUGGAACCACAGACAAUUUUUGAGUUUUGGACAAGCUGCUAGUUUGAGAUCCUCUCCUCGUGUUUUCUGGCUGUGAUUUGGAUUUAUUUGUGAAAGAGACUGUGUGUGAUAUUUGUAGAUUCUGUGUGAGAUUCUCCCAAGAUUUGAUGUCCAUAUCGAGUCAAAUUCCUCAGUGAAGUGUUCAGAAUGUCCUUGUGAUGUUUCCCCAUGAGAACGUAGCCCAGACCCCUGCUCUCCCAUGUUAAUUUUUGCUUCACUAAGUGUGUAUCUAUCCACAAGACCAGUCUUGAUUUGGACUUAGCAUUUUCUUUAAUAUUCAUGGACGGGGUGUCACAGGCUAGGCCAGCAUUUAUCGCUCAUCCCUAGUUGCCCAGAGGGCACUUAAGAGUCAACACAUUGCUGGAACCACCUCCAGACCAGGGAAGGACAGCAAUUUCUUCCCUAGAGGAUGUUGAUUUAUCACAAUUCUGUUUCUGAAAUGCUGUGUUCACCCCUAGCCUGAUAGGCUUUUUCUGUGACAGUUGUAGAUUUCAAUGACCCUUUGUGUGAAGAUGUGCAUCCUGCCCAAUGGUCUUGAACUGUAAGGUUUUGCCCAACUUCUUUUAGACUUUCCCACUAGUGGAAGUAGUUUCUCUUAAAUCCUGUAAUUAUCUUUUAAUGAAUUAGAUCUUCUAAACACAAGAGUCAGAAUAUUAGUCUAUGCGCCUCAGCCUCAUAAUUUAAUGCUUGAAGUGCCUAGUGGUAUUCUUCUGCAUUUACUGCAAAACCAAUAAACAUAUUUAAGGAAGCAGGGUUCGGAGUUGGAGGUCUACUUGCAUACCAAUAAAUGUACAAUGUGAACUUGUUUUGAAAAUUUUACUGUGCUUUAUUAUGAAUAUUCUUGGGUGUUUACCCCCUAAAACCGUAAGGUCCGAUCCCCAAAACCAGUCAAAUCAGAAAUCGGUCUCUUUGCUUGCCUAUCCUCAAACCAACAAUUAAUGCUCCAUUCUGUUUAUAUUGUCUGACCUAGCAUUUUCAGUGCGCUCUGGUUGUACAUGUAAAAUAAUGAGACAGUAAUUGAGUGCGAUGUUAUUUAUUAACCCUAUCUUCUGUUUACACACUGACUGCAUAACAUGUAAUAAAAUGUCAUAACUUGCUCUUUGUAUUCAAUGUGAUAAAUAAAAUUUUGUGUUUUUAAAAAUG
Messenger RNA from Stegostoma tigrinum, 3529 nucleotides. RefSeq names its product arylacetamide deacetylase (gene aadac). The coding region runs from base 602 to 1813 and encodes 403 amino acids. Gene Ontology annotation, molecular function: carboxylic ester hydrolase activity. The record is from RefSeq and is a predicted model, not a curated record. Lineage: Eukaryota; Metazoa; Chordata; Chondrichthyes; Orectolobiformes; Stegostomatidae. The transcript has 5 exons. Gene Ontology annotation, cellular component: membrane.